This is a messenger RNA of Lathyrus sativus (Indian pea), 204 nucleotides long. The record is from the annotation of a GenBank genome assembly. Lineage: Eukaryota; Viridiplantae; Streptophyta; Magnoliopsida; Fabales; Fabaceae.
AUGCCCCGCCGGCACCGAUUCAGAACAUUGGUGUGGAAGUGUGGUAAGAGGACUUUCACAGAAUUCGCGAUCCAGCAGCAACACUUAUCACCCAAGGUGCUCAUGGAGAGACACCCUGUAGAUGUAUACAUGAGACCUCUCGCAAGAGGCUCGUCCUAUAUGAAUUUCAGGCUGCACGUGGUUGAUAUCAGUAGGUGUUGCUAA